GCGGGCUGUUCGCCGCGCUCGCCUCGGGAUCGCGCGGCCCGGUUUACGUGCGCGUUCGGUCUCGUCUCCUCUCUCUCUCUCUCUCUCUCUCUCUCUCUCUCUCUCUGGAUAUUUUGCUCUCGUCUUAAUCUCCUCCUCUGGCGACGGGUGUUUCGCGGCGACUGAUGGGUCAGGAGCGUCGGCGCGGCGACGCUCUGCGGGUUCCGCCGGAAGUGGACCCGCCGGGUGCUCGUACGGCGCCCGGACGCCGGUUUCGGCGAGCCGGUGGUGGGGGACCCGCGACCGGUGGGGGACUGCCGAUUCCUCCGGUAGUCGGGAAGUGACCGAGCGCGGGUGUUUACGUGCGGCCGAGCCGGAAAGAGAGCCGCGGAAUUGGACCGAGUUGGCCCCGGUGGGUGAGGACCGCGUGGACGUUCACUCGUUGUGGAAGGAAGGUGGCUCGGAAGUGCCGGGGGGGAGAGAGAGAGAGCGAGCGCGAGCCUGCUGGUGGGAGCGAGACCGCGAAGGGGCCGAGGGAAGCGCCGCUGCUUUCGGCCCUAGUUCCGCGGGCCGCCGCUAACGGCGCUCCCGGCGCGGCGCCAGCUCCCGAAGAUGUGACCCGGGACUCGGUUUUCUUGAGCUUUAGUGACCGUCGACGCGGUUUCGUCGCCAGCCGGGAGUCUACCGUGUCGAAGGAUUCGGGCGCGGCUGUGUGCCACCUUUUUUUCCACGGUCGGUUUUAACGGGCGAUUAUCGGGAUACGACGCGCUCCGACAUGCUCGCGGGAGUGGAACCGCCGCGCCGGAGUUGCGCCGACUGGCCGCGCGGGGCGACACCGGCGCCUACGAGAUGCGACGGAUUCAAAGUGCGCGUCCCUUAGGAUCGAGACUCCGGAGUGCGAGAAUUCCCGGGACUCCUCCGAGGGAGUACUCACGCGGCCCCGUGGCGGCGCGAAUUCGACGUUCUAACCUAGAUCUCGGAGCACGCCUCGGUUACUGGGAUAUGUUAACUGCAAAGUGAACGGCGAACGGAAGUGCCGGGGAGCUCGGCUCGCAUCUCCGAAUGGCUGCCGUGGUUUCGCCACUUGAAGGAUUUAAUCCAACCGCGGAGACUCGUCCGCUGAACUGAAUGGAGCUCGUUCGCUCGGUCAGUGGUGCAUACUACGUCGGCUUCUGAGACACAACGACACGGCUCGUUGAUGGCCACAUCGGUGAGAACCCGUUCGACAACGGUUCCUGGGUGAAGGACCACUUUCAACCGGCGACGGUCCCCUGGCAGCUCAAUCCACGCGGCCACGGACGCCUCAGUGACGAUGGCAUAAUGGAUCAUGACACGGACGGAGACGGCGCGAUCAACUUGUCAACGUCCCAAAGACCCUCCGCUUCGACCACCCCUAACGGUGACACCCCUGCCUACGGCCAAGAUCAGCAAGACAACGAUCAGGCGAGCUCGCUCUUCGCGGCCCUGAAGCAACAGCAACAACAGGGCCGCGACUCCGGGAGGGAACGAGAGGGCAGAGAGAGGGACAGGCCAUCCCGAGGCGGCGUGGCCGAGGGCGAGCACCAGCACCAGCUCCAACACCAGCACCAGCACCAGCAGGAGCUGAGCAUCGAGUACCAGAGCAAUGGGAAGCUCAGUCCCGCUGGGCACGCACUGACAGCAGCACCCAUGACCCAGCAAAAGCAGCCGAUCCUCACGCAACAGUCGCAGCAGCCCAGCUCCGGGGCCCCAGGGCCCCAGCCGAGUCCCCAUCAGAGCCCCCAGGCCCCCCAGCGGGGAUCGCCCCCGAAUCCGUCGCAGGGUCCGCCACCGGGAGGCCCGCCUCCCGGUCCAGCCUCGCAGAAUCCCUCGCAGAUGAUGCUCAGCCCGGCCAGCGGCCUCCACCAGAUGCAACAGCUCCUGCAGCAGCACAUCCUCAGUCCCACCCAGCUGCAGUCCUUCAUGCAGCAGCACACGCUCUACCUGCAGCAGCAACAACAGCAGCAGCACCACCAGAUUCUCUGCUUUCAGGACUCUGCGUCGGAGCACGCCUCCAACCAGGACCGCUUCGGAUACUUUUCCUCCUUGAAAAACCAUCAACAUCAGCUAGCCGAGUUGGGCCGGAAGCAGCUGGAGCAGGCGAUACAGCAGCUCCAGGAACAGUUGCAGCUGAAUCUGAUCCAGCAGACGCAUUUACUCCAAACCGCCGACAAGAAGAAGGCCUCUGCUCCUCUCCAGCAACUGGCGCUACAACAGCAACAACUCAUUCAGCAACUGCAGAUCACGCAACGACAAUACGUCCUCCAACAGGGGCUCAGCCUGCAAGGUCACAAUCACUCCGCUGGUCUGCAGCCGGGGGAAGGGUUGCCAGGAUGGAAAAGCGAGCCAUCGGACGGGGAGGGCCACCAGAACUCCGGGUCCUCCAAAUCUGGAACCGGACUGAACGGCCUUCUGAAUUCGAUAGUGUCGAGUCGGCGCUCCGAAAUGAACGGCACCACCUCGCUGGACGACAAGCCCCUGGACGCGUCCUGCAACGACAAGACUCACCCUCUCUACGGCCACGGGGUCUGCAAAUGGCCGGGCUGUGAAGUUAUCUGCGAAGACUAUCAAGCAUUCCUUAAGCACUUAAACAACGGUCACACGUUGGACGACAGGUCGACGGCCCAGGCGAGAGUGCAGAUGCAAGUGGUUUCGCAGCUGGAAAUACAACUGCAGAAGGAGCGAGACCGGCUGACCGCCAUGAUGCAUCAUCUGCACGUGGCCAAACAAAUGGCCUCCCCGGAGCCCCCGAAGUCAUCCGAGUCGUCGACGGGCUCGAGUCUGCCAAAGUUGAAUCUCUCCUCCGCUCUGAUGAACCAGCCGCCCCCGAAUUUCGGAGUCUCCCAGGUGUCGCCGGUCUCGAUGUCGGCGCUGGUCUCGGCGGUGAGGUCCCCAGCAGGAGGCCAACUACCACCCUCGGCCGGUGGUGCACCGAUGCCGCCGAUCCCCAACAUGUCCAACAUGUCGGGGAUCCCUUCCAUGCCCAGCAUGCCAGGGAGCAUGCCGAGCAUGCCUACGAUGCCGAGCAUGGCCGGGCCGAUCAGGAGGCGAAUCAGCGACAAGUCUGCUCUCUCGUUGGCCGGAGAGAUUCAGCGGAACCGGGAGUUUUACAAGAAUGCCGACGUGAGACCUCCCUUCACGUAUGCGUCGUUAAUCCGCCAGUCUAUCAUCGAAUCUCCGGAUAAGCAGCUAACGCUCAACGAAAUCUACAACUGGUUCCAGAACACCUUCUGCUACUUCCGGCGUAACGCAGCUACGUGGAAGAACGCGAUCCGCACCAAUCUAUCGUUGCACAAGUGUUUUGUGCGCUAUGAGGACGACUUCGGCUCAUUCUGGAUGGUGGACGACGCCGAGUUCGUAAAGCGGCGGCAUCUUUCCCGCGGCCGCCCCAGGAAAUAUGACCCAACCCCAUCACCCACUCCACCCCACCUCUCCGCACAGGGUGUCCCGUCGAAGAGUCCGACGCUGACGCACAGUCCGACCAUGUACGGCGAUGCUCUCAAUGCUAACCUCCAGUAUUUCCAGGCUGCGCUUGGCGAGUCCAACAUGGGAUUCUUGAACAAUUCAAUGUGCACGUCGACCGCGACGAGCCCCGACAAGGAGCACGUGUUACCUCACAACGACUUAAUGUCGCCGCUGGACGAACCGACGGUGCACAUAAAGCAAGAGGGUCAGAGUCCCGAGGGAGGGAAGCUCUCGAGACUGAUAAAACGGGAACUGCUCGAGGCGCCGACGGAACAGGAGGCGGAGGAGGACGCCGUGGACGAGCGAGAGUACCCGGAGAGCCACGGCCAGGACUCGGGGCAGGACGAAGACAUCGCGGAGGAUCUGUCGAUGGCGCCCGACAUAAUGGCCCCCGAGGACCAGAUCGAGGCGUAGUACCACCCCGCGGUUAAUUAGAGACACUCCCGUCCCAACUCCAUCCAGGAAGCCCCGAUCCCGCCCCUCCAUCCCCGUCCCCCUAGGCCCCCGGAAAAUCUCACCAUAUCCAACCGCGCUUCGAGCGCGGUCUAAAGACUUCGAGGAAGCGUCUAUUAAUCCACGGGGCGCGGCGGCCAAUCGAAUUGGCGAUCCACCCGCCCCAUCGAUCCAUAUCUUUAUCCAAGCAAUUGUGAACAACGAUGUAUCUCCGUUUCGACUUCGUGUAUAUUUCCUAGUGUUAACGAGGUGCGUUCGCUAGGUGGCGCCUCGCGGCCCGUGGGGCCUCGCGGUUCGCCCCGCGUCCCGAGAGGCGGCGCCACCGGCGGCGGACGACCGUUUCGGCGAGCGCCUCGCACGGUAUCUUCCAAGAGAGCUUGUAGCGGGAUUCCGUCCACCAAGUUCGACGGAUAUCGGCGUCGGUAGCCGUGUUAUCCCAAUGGGCUAACGACGGCGAUGGCUAUCGACUCGGCGUACGGAAUCCUGGGCGGCGGACCGCGCGCUUCCCUCGCGUCUCAGCGCGCGGAGACGUCGACAGCGGUCGCUCGGCCCUCCUCCGGUGGGUGGCGCGGGCUGUCGCGAGAGCCAGAAGAUGCUUCGCGAGGUGUACAUAUAUAUAUACAUAAACACACUGUAGAUAAUCUAGAGGUCGUAAGGCGUAGCAGAGUUUGGUUAAACGAGGUCAGUCCGACGCGGGUCGGCCCGUUCCAAGAGACGCGUCACGGCGGAUUUCGAUGCGAGCGCGCUCGUAGGCGCGUGAAUUUUUUAGGAGAGCUCGGACCAUCGAGGAUCGUUCGGGACGACGAGCCCUUGUUGAAUCUUGUCCAAAGCUCCCAUGGAGAGCCUGGUCUCGGGGGAAGCGUGACCGCGUGCGAGCGAGCCGCCGAUCGUUCCGCUCCUCCUUCACCGUCGUCUUAGCCUGUAUAGAGCCGUAGGAAGUACCUAUAAGUAGUUUCAUAUUCAUUCGUACGAAGUAACCCCUAGGAUUUGUAAAUGACCCUGCGACGCCGACGACGAUUUCUCGGACGCACUUCGAGCGGUGUGACGAUACGCGACGCGAUACAGCCUCUAGACGGUACUCCGUACGCAAAGCUCGACCGGACGGUACGAAUUCUAUACAUAAACUAGAAAAGUCAUGUAUGAACAUACAUAUAUACAUAUAAGCAUAUGUAUCCCUUCUCUGGUGGAGAUACUUUCUCGGAAUUUUCCUUUAUUCGCCUUUGGCGGCCUCGGAGAGUGGUUCCGAACUCUUUGGAGAACUUCCCCGAGGCCUUCCGAAAGGUGACUGAAGUCCGUUUUGCAUAUCCGGGGUGCAUCAAAGCAAUACUUAAUAACUUCGGGCUCAUUGGCUUACGCGUUCCCGAAAAAUCCUCCCACCAGGGUCUCCUCCGUUGCAUCCACCGUUGACGUUCGAACCCGAAUUGCCGAUGUCCUCCGCAAGUUCGUUUCCUCCGUGGUACUACCAUUCGUUCCGAUCCUCGAAAUUAACUCGUUAGGCACCUGCACGAAGUGACUCGUUCACCUGUAAGUCCGUAAUCAUGAAUUUGCAUUUAGGGGCGACAGAAAAUAAUACGUUCCUCCUCGAGGGACACUGAGAGCGAGGAUCAGAGAUCGGUUUUUAACUUUAUGAACCUAUCUGUUCCGCCCGACCGGUCGGAUUCCGAAGAGAUACCCAGGUCUUCGCUUACCCAUGUGUAACCGUUACACAAUUAACAUGUAAUUGUGCAAACUUAGCGCAACGUGCACCCGACUCUUGUUACGAUGUCCAGGGGAAGAGGGGCAACGCGCGGGGUGAAACAGCUUUUCGUUACUGUGAUAUUAUUAUAAAAAUGCGGCGCUACAUUGUUAGACUGCAACACCGACUCACAGUUAAACGCGUAGCGAAUGUGAAAGCUCGGAUUUCGCCUGCACUCGACUAGACUCGUGGAGAAAAAGACGCGUUUAGACGCUGUUUGAAUUUCUUUUUCUUAUCUUUUCUUUUAUCGUUUCGAAGCGUACCCUUGACAAAUCAGUGCCGACGGCGAGGGACGUGGACGUAGAUGAAGAAGCAUCUCCAACUACGUCCGCGUCCUUUGGAAAACGGUCUUCUAGGUAGUUUUUAAAACAGGCAUGUCUCUGUUCCGCGUUCUCGCGUCGACGCUCCACCGCCAUUUUUCCCCUAUCACCAGCUCUCCCGCCCCUCUAUUUAUCUACUAAUACUAAAAUAUUAAUGGUAUCAUUGAGCCAUGGCCGACAACACGCCGUGGCGGUAACAAAGACAAUGCCGAGAGAAUGUCGUCCAAACGGCACUGGCUUUUAGAGACCCUGUAAUAAGAAGCGCUUACACGAGACGUCAGCCAUGUUUGGCGUUAUCCGAAAUUCGGCCGAGUCGUUUCGACGAUUUAAUCGACUUUCUAACUGAUAUUGCGCACCGAGGCGUACUUCCAAAAUACCGGCGAACCUCCGCAACGAGUUCCGAAAUAAGCAUUCCGUGUUUCGGCGCAUUCCGAAAGCAUGCAUUUGUCGAGUCGACGAGGAGCCGAUCGAUAGCCAUAGGAUUAACAAAAUUGCCCGCAGGCUUUGAAUGCAAUCGUUAUGAUAAUUACGUAUAAAUCUCUGGUAAUCAGGCGAGUAAUUUAAAAUGAAGGUGCAACCCCGACAGGGGAUCGAUGCCACGAGUCGGCAGGGUUGGCGACACCGACGACACACUUGUUAGAGGGUCUCUUCUUUGAUGACGCGACGUGAUAACCGCGGUCAUCGCGCUGUGUUAACAAAAACCACGACUGAUAAGGCAUUAAUGGAAGAAUAUUCGAAUUGGACGGCUGGUGACAUACCAAAGAUAGGCUCCGAUUGGUCGAUGGGAUCUCUUCAGGGGUCAGGGGAUGCCACUGCCGUUUGGACAUGUUUCAAGUAUCGUACUACCGCUACUCUAAGUCUAUGUACUGUGUAUAAUGAAUUAAGGACUUGAUAUAUAGACUCUUCUGUACAUAGUCAAACUGAUGAGGCGUUAGGAAUUAACGAAUACACCAUUUACGAACCA
Orussus abietinus is the source of this 6934-nucleotide messenger RNA. RefSeq names its product forkhead box protein P1 (gene FoxP). The record is from RefSeq and is a predicted model, not a curated record. Gene Ontology annotation, cellular component: nucleus. Bases 1300 to 3876 code for a protein of 858 amino acids. Gene Ontology annotation, biological process: regulation of transcription by RNA polymerase II. The transcript has 17 exons. Gene Ontology annotation, molecular function: RNA polymerase II cis-regulatory region sequence-specific DNA binding; DNA-binding transcription factor activity, RNA polymerase II-specific. Lineage: Eukaryota; Metazoa; Arthropoda; Insecta; Hymenoptera; Orussidae.